AUGGAUAUGCCAGCUAAGCAAAUUGGGCAGGCUAUGGAUGAACAAUAUAAGUGUGAGAUUAGUAGAAAUAUGGCUUACAAGGCAAGGAGUAAGGCUAGGAAGAAUAUUAAGGAAAGUGUAGCCGAACAAUAUGCUUUUGUUUGGGAAUAUGUUGCUGAAUUACAGAGGACCCACCCAAAUACGACAAUUGACAUUCAAUACAAUCCGAGAAGUGGUCCUGAUGAGAGGCCUACAUUUACCCGAUUCUAUUGUUGUUUAGGACCUCUCAAAAAGGGGUUUAAUGAUGGCUGUAGACCCAUUAUAGCAAUUGAUGGGUGUCACACAAAAGGAGCCUAUCUGGGACAAUUGUUGACAGCCAUUGGGAUAGAACCCAAUAAUGGAUGGUGGCCCAUUGCUUGGGCUGUUGUUGAAAAGGAGGCAAGAGAGCAGUGGCAUUGGUUCCUGAGCUUAUUGAUUGAAGACUUACAAAUAGCCACUGCCAGCAGUCAUUACACAUUUAUUUCGGACCAGCAAAAGGGGCUUGAUAGUGCACUUUUGGAACUUCUUCCAUACUGUGAACACAGAUUCUCUACAACUGUUGAGUUGUAUGAGGUAGAACUUGAAGACUUGAAAGAGUAUGACCAGUUUGCAUAUGCAUGGGUCAAAAGGGCAGCACCACCACAGCAUUGGUGUAAGGCAUUUUUUCCUCAUCAUGUUAAAUCUGAUAUGUUAGUUAAUAAUCUCUGUGAGACGUUUAAUGCAAAAAUAUUAGAAUACAAGGAUUUACCUAUUAUUGGAAUGAUAGAAGGAAUUAGGGAGUAUUUAAUGGGUAGAAUAGGAGAUGGGGCGGCUUGGAUGAAAAAAUGCCCUGGUGCUGUUGGUCCAACUAUUAAGGAGUUGAUUGAAAAAAGGCAAAACAGUCUAGGAAAUGGAAAACUGUGGCAAAUGGUGAUGGGGGUUAUCAAGUCAAAGGGCCUAGAGGGGAACAAUAUGCUGUGUAUGUACAAGAAAGAACAUGUACUUGUAAUUUAUGACAAGUUAGUGGGCUGCCAUGUUGCCAUUCCAUUACAGCACUUCAUAGAAUGA
Coffea arabica (coffee) is the source of this 1065-nucleotide messenger RNA. RefSeq lists its product as uncharacterized. The record is from RefSeq and is a predicted model, not a curated record. Lineage: Eukaryota; Viridiplantae; Streptophyta; Magnoliopsida; Gentianales; Rubiaceae.